Messenger RNA from Penaeus chinensis, 971 nucleotides. Its product is annotated as oxidoreductase-like domain-containing protein 1. Lineage: Eukaryota; Metazoa; Arthropoda; Malacostraca; Decapoda; Penaeidae. The record is from RefSeq and is a predicted model, not a curated record. The transcript has 4 exons. The coding region runs from base 302 to 733 and encodes 143 amino acids. Gene Ontology annotation, cellular component: mitochondrion.
GUUUUUGUUGAAGGCCUUAUCUGAUAUCAUUUGUAGAGUGUUUAUUUGUUCAUUGUGGUGUCUGAGAUUAUAUUUGUUUAAAUGGAUUGGAACUAAGAGUCGAGGGAAGGCCAAAGCGGGAUAUAUCCAAAUUGGUAGAGGAUCUGUCCAAGGUAUCACAUCCUCCAUGAAUCACCAUAGUUUUUAUAACGUCAGCACCCAAGUAAAGACCAGUAAACUUCCGCCAAGUAUAUUCUGACAAGGAUACCUAAGAAUACAGAAGUUAUGAGACCUUCUUGAGACCAAAAGAGACAAGGAGAAGAUGCACAAAUGCUUGAAAUGGCACUGUACUUUGUUGGCACUUCACCAAAGUGUUCCUGGAAGAAUGUCCCCAUUCUUGGCAAACAGAACAAUAUCAAGAACAGAGAAGUCACACAAAGACGAAAAUAACCUUCCAAAUGGAUCCCGAACAGAGAAGAGCAACAGUCGGCCCCAUAGUGGAAGAAACCAGCCAGGACAGACAAACAAAGAGGAAACACGGAGCUCAAUGCCUUCUACCACACCGCCUCUGCCAACCUCUUGCUGCAUGUCGGGUUGUGCUAACUGCGUGUGGAUAGACUACGCAGAAGAACUGUCGAGGUUUUACAGCGAUGGAGGGGCAGAGGCCAUUGCUGCUAUAGAGAAGGAGGUUUCUGAUCCGAGUUUGAAGGCUUAUAUACUUAUGGAAAUUAGACUAAAGGGAUUAAGUAAAUAGAGAGUAAGUUUUUAAAAUAUUUUGUACAUAAUAUUUGCAUACAAAAUUUUAGUCCAGGGCAGUCCAAUAUUAAAUAUUUUGUUAUUUAAAUUAAUUUGUAUAUGUGUGAAUAUGAUUGUAUUAUUACAGUGUCCUGUAUUAUAUACAGGACAUUGGAAGAUUUUACUCAGCUUUCAAGAUAUAUAAUAUACUCAUUAUAUUUUUGUGAGUAUGAUUAAUAAAAAAAAAAUUAAAAGGG